ACAGGGACAGGGCUUUGCCAACCUCAGUGCGAUGGGGAUCCUCACCAGGCCAGGCUGCGGGUUUUGGGUGUAGUUGGAUUGAGGAGUGGUGGCUGCAGCUCAUCCUUGGCAGGAGUAGAAGAUGCAGGAGGCUGCGUAGCAGGUUUCUGAGCAGCUGCUGACGGCUCAGCCCCGCUGGAUCCGGCCGCACACGAGGGUACCAUGAACUGAGCACGGAGACACCCAAAACUCUCUUUUUUUUUUUGUUUGGCUUUUUUUGGGUUUGUUUUCCACCCGUGAAAAAAGCCCCUCGACGCUCUUUAAUGAAAGCGUUUUGAAGCGGGUUACUUCUCCCCUCCCCUGAGCCGAAGUCGUCCCGGGUGCGGUGAGGAUUUCCAGAGAAGAUGGGGAGAAAAAAGAUCCAGAUCCAGCGGAUCACGGACGAGCGCAAUCGGCAGGUGACCUUCACCAAGCGCAAGUUUGGCUUGAUGAAGAAAGCCUAUGAGCUGAGUGUCCUGUGCGACUGCGAGAUCGCCCUCAUCAUCUUCAACCACUCCAACAAGCUGUUCCAAUAUGCCAGCACCGACAUGGACAAGGUGCUGCUCAAGUACACCGAGUACAACGAGCCCCAUGAGAGCCGGACCAACGCAGACAUCAUCGAGACAUUAAGAAAGAAAGGUUUUAACGGCUGUGACAGCCCAGAGCCCGACGGUGACGACUCCAUAGACCAGAGCCCUUUGAUGGAGGAUAAAUACCGCAAAGGCAGCGAGGAUCUGGAUAUCCUGUUCAAGCGCUACGGUGCGCUGAACAAGAAGCACAGGGAGUGCGAGAGCCCGGAAGGGGAUGAAGUGUUUGCGCUGACCCCGCAGACGGAAGAGAAAUAUAAAAAGAUUGAUGAGGAGUUUGAUAAAAUGAUGCAGAGUUACCGGCUCGCAUCCGCAGUGCCCGCUCCCAACUUUGCCAUGCCCGUGACGGUGCCGGUGACCAACCAAAACACGCUGCAGUUCAGCAACCCGGGCAGCUCGCUGGUGACCCAGUCCCUGGUGACCUCGUCGCUGACAGACCCCCGGCUCCUGUCACCGCAGCAGCCGGCACUGCAGAGGAACACGGUGUCCCCGGGGCUGCCGCAGCGGCCAGCCAGCGCAGGGGCGAUGCUUGGGGGAGACCUGAACAACACAAACGGAGCCUGCCCAAGCCCUGUGGGAAAUGGCUAUGUGAGUGCCAGAGCCUCGCCGAGUCUCCUUCCUGUGUCCAAUGGCAGCAGCCUGGGCAAGAUCAUCCCAGCCAAGUCCCCACCGCCCCCCUCACAUGGGACGCAGCUCGCCGCCAACAGCCGCAAGCCAGACCUGCGUGUGAUCACCUCGCAGAGCGGGAAGGGGCUGAUGCACCACCUGACCGAGGACCACUUGGCUCUGCAGAACACGCAGAGGUUGGGUGUCUCCCAAGCAACUCACUCUCUGACCACACCGGUUGUUUCCGUGGCAACUCCGAGUUUGCUGACACAGGGGCUGCCCUUCUCUGCCAUGCCCACAGCGUACAACACAGAUUAUCAGCUGACGAGUGCUGAGCUGUCCUCGCUGCCAGCAUUCAGCUCACCUGGAGGGCUGUCCCUUGGCAACAUCCAGCAGCCGCAGCAGCAGCACCUGGUCCCUGUGUCACUAGGAAACUUAAUACAAGGGAGUCACUUGUCCCACACCACCACUUUGACUGUCAACACCAACCCCAACAUCAGCAUCAAGUCGGAGCCCGUCUCGCCCAACCGGGAGAGGAACACUGCCACCCCGCUCAGCACCUUCCCCCACCAGCCGCGGCACGAG
Molecule: messenger RNA, 1796 nt
Organism: Manacus vitellinus (golden-collared manakin)
Lineage: Eukaryota; Metazoa; Chordata; Aves; Passeriformes; Pipridae
Gene: MEF2D
Product: myocyte enhancer factor 2D
Exons: 14
Biological process (GO): positive regulation of transcription by RNA polymerase II; cell differentiation
Molecular function (GO): RNA polymerase II cis-regulatory region sequence-specific DNA binding; protein dimerization activity; DNA-binding transcription factor activity, RNA polymerase II-specific
Source: RefSeq, a predicted model, not a curated record